Molecule: messenger RNA, 567 nt
Organism: Bathycoccus prasinos
Lineage: Eukaryota; Viridiplantae; Chlorophyta; Mamiellophyceae; Mamiellales; Bathycoccaceae
Exons: 1
Coding region: 1-567 (188 amino acids)
Cellular component (GO): nucleus; cytoplasm
Molecular function (GO): hydrolase activity
Source: RefSeq, a predicted model, not a curated record
AUGUCAAGUCAUGAUGCGCGUACUGGACGAUCUCAACAGAGAUACGACGACGAGAAUAAACGAAGACUGAUUGCCGGUACCAUUCCAUUCCGAUUCACGCGCGGAGAAACUAAGGCAGAAAAAGACGAAACCGUUAAGAAGGACAGUGCCGCGACGACGAUGGAGACAAAUAGCAAGAACAAUAGUAAUGUAGAAGUACUCGUGAUUAGCUGUAGACGGAAACCGGAUAAACGAUCUUUCCCGAAAGGAGGAUGGGAGCUCGAUGAAACCGUGGAAGAAGCCGCGCGAAGGGAAACUUUAGAGGAAGCAGGUGUAUCGAGCGCGGUUCCUUUAAUACCUAUUUCGACAAACACAGGUGGUAUACAAUACGAAAGCAAAUCAAACCCGAUGGGAUGUACUGCACACUUCUUCUUGAUGCGCGUGACCGAACAGAGCGAAAAAUGGGCGGAAGAUUCUAUUCGAGUGCGGGAAUGGGUGUCCAUCGAGCGAGCGAAAGAUGUUUUGAAACAGAAAUGGAUGAAAGAUAUUCUAGAUGAAGCCGCGAUUAGGGGUUUGUUUUUCGAAUGA